GAUCGGAGAGGAAGUAAAAGGCAGAUACAAAAAUAAAAAUAAUAAAGAAAUGGGAGAACAACCCAACUCCCAACUGAAAACUACCUACCACCCCUUCCACGCAAAGUACCACUGUUUGGUUCAGCGUAUGAAACACGAAGUGCUUCGAAUUCUAAUUAAUUUCCUUCUCUGAAAACGAAAUUGGACGGACAAUUUAUAAUAAUCACAGAUUUUCAAAUACAGCAAUUUAAUUUCGUUUUUCUGAGAUUUUUUUUUAAUUUAUAAAAUUAAAAAAAAAAGGUGUUUUCUGGGAUUUGGGCAUUCCAAAUUUCCACCAACCAAACAAAGCCCCUUUUUUUUUUUUUUUUUUUGGUGGGGUGCGGCUGGAACAACUCCGUCACGUUUCUCUGUUACCUUCUCUUCCUCCUCUGUCCGUCCAAUUUUCCAAACGCCUCUUUUAAUUUCCAAUUGCAGACAAAGUUUUUCAAUUUUUUGUUUUUUGUUCCAUUCAACUUUGAAUUCCCCAAUUUGUUUCCCAAUUUCUAGGGUUUCUUUUGUAUUUGUCAGAAGCCCUCCCUAGCUUUUUUUUUUUUCUCAAGGAAGGAAUUUCAGCCUUUUGCAUCUGCAUUCCACCAUGUCAAGCUUGGAAGAGCCACUUGCUUUUGACAAGUUGCCUAGCAUGAAUACCAUGGAAAGGAUCCAAAGAUUCUCAUCAGGUGCUUGCCGGCCAAGGGAUGAUGAUAUGGGUUUAGGGAGUCGCUGGAUUGAAGGAAGAAGUUGCAGCACAUCCAAUUGUUGCAAUGAAGAUUAUGAAGAAUGUACAAGAGAGGCAUUCCCCUGGAUAAGACAAACAAGAGACUUCUCUCAAAGUGACUCCUUCAACAGAAGGACUUUGAGCUUAGGCAGGAACCACGUUGUCCUUGGAAAUGGUUGUGAUCCAUGGUAUUCCCGAGAUCAUCAGUAUAACUCCAAGUGCAAUGACAAAGGAAUACAGAAAAUAACAAAUAAGUUUUUGAAAGGUGUACCAAAGUUUGUAAAGAUAGUUGAAGUGGGUCCUAGGGAUGGACUACAAAAUGAGAAGAAUAUUGUACCUACAGCUGUAAAGAUUGAGCUGAUUCGUAGACUAGUAUCCACUGGAUUACCUGUUGUUGAGGCUACAAGUUUUGUAUCACCAAAAUGGGUUCCUCAGUUAGCGGAUGCAAAGGAUGUGAUGGAAGCAGUUCGUGAUUUAGAUGGUGCCAGAUUGCCUGUUUUGACACCUAAUCUAAAAGGCUUCAAAGCUGCUGUUGCAGCCGGUGCAAAGGAAGUAGCAGUUUUUGCAUCAGCCUCUGAAUCAUUUUCAAAGUCAAACAUCAAUUGUAGCAUUGAAGAAAGUCUUGCUCGUUAUUCUGCUGUUACUAGUGCUGCGAAGGAGUUGUCAAUUCCUGUUCGAGGGUAUGUAUCAUGUGUUGUUGGAUGUCCUGUUGAAGGAGAAAUUCCACCAUCAAAAGUGGCAUAUGUGGCAAAAGCACUUUAUGACAUGGGCUGCUUUGAAAUUUCUCUGGGUGACACAAUUGGAGUUGCUACGCCUGGAACUGUUGUUCCCAUGCUUGAAGCUGUCAUGGCUGUUAUUCCUGUUGAGAAGCUGGCUGUCCACUUCCAUGACACUUAUGGACAAUCUCUUCCAAACAUUUUGGUAUCCCUCCAAAUGGGGAUAAGUGUAGUGGAUUCGUCCAUUUCAGGCUUAGGUGGGUGUCCAUAUGCCAAAGGAGCUUCAGGGAAUGUUUCCACUGAGGAUGUGGUGUACAUGCUCAAUGGACUUGGUGUGAAAACAAAUGUGGAUUUGGUAAAGCUCAUGAAAGCUGGGGAUUUCAUCAGCAAGCAAUUAGGCCGUCCAUCUGGUUCGAAGACUGCUAUUGCCUUGAGCCGAGUUACCGCAGAUGCCUCUAAAAUAUAAGAAGUUUCUGGUGGAUAAGUUUAAAUCUACAUAAAUAACCCCCUCAUUUUAGGAAUAAAUCCAAAGCCAUGAACCUAGUAAUUAUUUUUUUGAGGGGGGAAUAGUUAUUUUGUUUAGCUGCCUAUUGCAGUUAACAAAACAUCAGUGUACCAUAUUUAGUCUUUUAAGUUUUGAUGUCCCACACAAAUAAUAUAAAUCAAUGAAAUCAAUAUAAUAUAAGCAAAUAUUUAAAUCA
This is a messenger RNA of Ziziphus jujuba (common jujube), 2150 nucleotides long. RefSeq names its product hydroxymethylglutaryl-CoA lyase, mitochondrial. The record is from RefSeq and is a predicted model, not a curated record. Lineage: Eukaryota; Viridiplantae; Streptophyta; Magnoliopsida; Rosales; Rhamnaceae. Gene Ontology annotation, biological process: L-leucine catabolic process; ketone body biosynthetic process. The transcript is spliced from 9 exons. The coding region runs from base 614 to 1915 and encodes 433 amino acids. Gene Ontology annotation, cellular component: mitochondrion. Gene Ontology annotation, molecular function: hydroxymethylglutaryl-CoA lyase activity.